Messenger RNA from Monosiga brevicollis MX1, 1647 nucleotides. RefSeq lists its product as uncharacterized. The transcript is spliced from 2 exons. NCBI's taxonomy places the organism in Eukaryota, Choanoflagellata, Craspedida, Salpingoecidae. Bases 1 to 1647 code for a protein of 548 amino acids. The record is from RefSeq and is a predicted model, not a curated record. Gene Ontology annotation, cellular component: Golgi apparatus.
AUGCGCUCUCUCUCUCUCUCUCUCUCUCUCUCUCUCUCUCUCUCUCUCUCUCUCUCUCUCUCUCUCUCUCUCUCUCUCUCUCUCUCUCUCUCUCUCUCUCUCUCUCUCUCUCUCUCUCUCUCUCUCUCUCUCUCACACACACACACACACACUCGCACUCUCUGCGCAGUUAAAAGUGCUGGUGACGGGGAGGCGUACGACUCGACGCAGGGGACAUCUGUCAUGGCCAAGAAAGCCGGUGGCGGUCGCCGCGACCGGGCAAACAGAAAUGCGCCCAAAAAGCAGAGCAUCGGCCUGCUCUGGGUCUUCCUGGGCGCCUUGGGGGUCUUUGCUGGCUUUUACGGCCUCAUCACCCUCACCGAGGCCAUGCGACCAGCGCACUUGGAACGGCUGCCGCUCAUCUCCAUGCCAACGGACGAAAAGUACAAGGCCGUGGUUCGGGAUGAGAACCUGCGCAAGGCCCUAAUCAGCAAGCGGCGAACCCCAACGGAGGAACGCGCUUACCAGGAUGGUUACGAGAAGAACCAGUUCAACCAGUGGAUCUCCGACCAGCUUCCCCUGCAGCGCCGCGCCUGGGAUACCCGCCAAGUGGACUGCCUCAAGCGCGAACACUACAACAUUGAUUCCCUCCCCACCGUCUCGGUGAUUAUCAUUUUUUACAAUGAAGCUCGCUCCACGCUCAUGCGCACCGUCUGGUCGGUCCUCGACCGCACCCACCCUACCCUGCUCAAAGAGAUUAUCCUUGUCGACGACCACAGCAGCAUGGAACAUCUCGGCCAGCCACUCGAAGACGAGGUUGCAGCCACCCCCAAGACCAAGCUGCUCCGCCUCGACAAGCGCUCGGGCCUGAUUCGGGCCAAGGUGCACGGCGCCCUCAAUGCCGUCGGUGACGUCAUUCUUUUCUUGGAUAGCCACUGCGAAGUCAAUGACGGCUACCUCGAGCCCUUGCUCGACCGCAUCUACCGCAACCGCAAGACGGUUGCGAUGCCCAUCAUCGAUGCCAUCGACUUUGAAACCUGGGAACAUCGCACCGGCCUCUUGGAGCGAGGCGUCUUUGAUUGGACCCUCACCUUCAGCUGGAAGAUGCUCAGCCCCAUGCAGGAAGCGGAGCGUGCCGAUGACCCCUUGGCCCCGUUUACCUCCCCAGCCAUGGCCGGCGGCCUGUUUGCCAUGGAUCGUAAGUUCUUCUUUGAGAUUGGGGCCUACGACAUGGGUAUGGACACCUGGGGCGGCGAGAACAUUGAGAUGUCCGUCCGCAUCUGGACCUGCGGCGGCGUCAUUGAGGCCGUGCCGUGCUCCCACGUUGGCCAUGUCUUCCGCCAAAAGACUCCCUACAAGUUCAAGGACAAGGAUCCCCUCAAGACAAUUGGCCGCAACCUCAACCGCGUGGCCGAUGUCUGGAUGGAUGAUCACGCCGACCUCUACUAUGCCAAGACCGGCCACCGCUAUCUCGGCCAUGGCAACACCACUGCCCUCGAAGAGCGCCUCGCAUUCCGUCGUGAUAACCAGUGCAAGUCCUUUUCUUGGUAUCUCAAAAAUGUUUUCCCUGAUUUGGAGCUGCCACAAAACUUGAUUGUUCUCAAUGCCUCGCGUUUUCCCACACUGGCCUGCCCCAAUGUGCGGCGUCCGUGGUAUGCACGCCGCUGA